Gilbertella persicaria is the source of this 1319-nucleotide messenger RNA. RefSeq lists its product as uncharacterized. The transcript has 3 exons. The coding region runs from base 80 to 1228 and encodes 382 amino acids. Lineage: Eukaryota; Fungi; Mucoromycota; Mucoromycetes; Mucorales; Choanephoraceae. Gene Ontology annotation, molecular function: zinc ion binding. The record is from RefSeq and is a predicted model, not a curated record.
GUGACGUUCUUCUGUGAUUUACCAGAUUCAUGUGAAAUACAGUUCUUUCUUCUUUAUUAUUAUUAUUAUUAUUCUCGCCAUGGAUAUUGACUUGAGAACACUUUGUUAUGUCGAUCAUGUUAAUGAUAAUUUAAUAUGCUGUAUAUGUCAACAACCUUUUAUUGAGCCAGUCAUAUCUACUUGCGGACAUACUUUUUGUCACCAUUGUAUUCUUCAAGCACUUGAGAAUUCUCCUCAUUGCCCUAUUGACAGAACAGCCUUAACAGCCCAUGAUGUUGAGCCAGCAGCUAAGAUCAUUACUAAUAUGGUGAACGAACUCUCGGUCUAUUGUCCUCGACAAGAACAAGGUUGUCCUUAUCAAGGUCAAAGACAAUAUAUAGAGUCACACUUAAAGCAGGACUGUCAAUAUAUCAUGGCACCCUGUGAACUAGAAGAAUGUAAGGAAUUGCUCUUAAAAAAAGAUCUUUCAACACACGCAGAGACAUGCAACUACAGAGUCAUGGAAUGCAACAUGUGUAAAAAGAAACUCUGUGCUUAUGAAAUGGAGGACCAUUAUAACCUUUGUCCUUCCGAAAUCAUGACUUGUCCUUAUUGUGAUACCUCAAGGCCUCGAUCCGAACACAAUGCUCAUCUGCAUGACUGUCCUCAAUUGACUGUUUCAUGUCACCAUAGUGAAUCUGGGUGUCCUUGGUCAGACCAACGCCGAUACCUUGACGUUCAUCUAUCCACAUGUGUAUAUGAAUCCAUUCAACCUUUCUUGCAUAAACAGCAACAAGUUGAAAAAUCCUUGAGGGCUGAACUUGCUCAGGUCCAUAAAGAAAACGAAUCCUUGAAACGAUACCAGCUUGAAUCCAAUCAACAAAUUGAGUUUAUUACACGUCAACUUGAUUUGAUGUUUCCAGGUCAUUUUAUGUCUGAUGUGCCUCAAGAUGCACGCAAUGAAUCUGUCUUGGCGGAGAAUCAACGUAUCAGUCAUGAACUAGAGACUUUGAAUGCGAAUAUGGCUUCUCUUGAACUGAAACAGAAUGUGGCCUUGAUGACAGAGACAUUUCGGUUACAAGAAGAAUUACAGAGCCUAAGAGCCAUUUGUCAUGGUCUGAGGAUGCAAAUGCACUAUUUAAUGAUGGAGCGUAGAACACAAGCAAGUACGAGUACAACGAAUGCAAAUGGAAAUGAUGUAGCAACAACCAAUGCAUUGAAUCGAAUGCGUACUUGGCUAGGUAAGUGAGUUAUUUCAAUAAAAAAAGAUGACGCUGAACAAAGAUAGAACCAAGACAAGAAACCAAACUAUAAUAAAAUACAUACCCUAUUUCUCUCUC